Molecule: messenger RNA, 1611 nt
Organism: Fusarium subglutinans
Lineage: Eukaryota; Fungi; Ascomycota; Sordariomycetes; Hypocreales; Nectriaceae
Product: UDP-glucosyl transferase family
Exons: 2
Coding region: 1-1611 (536 amino acids)
Molecular function (GO): UDP-glycosyltransferase activity
Source: RefSeq, a predicted model, not a curated record
AUGUCGCUGCCCAAAGCCAAAAUUCUCGUUGUUGUGACGGUUGGUGGCUCGACCAAUUCAGCCGCUAGAGGUCAUACAAUUGACUUCGCAACACUGAGCGGCAGGGAGAAGCUGGUUGACAAUUAUCCUUUCGUGCAAAAGGUUCACAUAGUUGGACCAGCAAUCUCUGCUGAAGAAGAUGAAAAGCACUACAUCCUCUUCUCGCGAUGGAACUGGAACACUGCCCAGGGCAAAAGGGAUAUUGUCAAGGGCAAAAUGGCAUUUGAUGCGUUCUGGCCUUUUACAUAUCGCGGUCUAAAGGAGGUGACCACCACCAGCAAACCUGAUUUUAUCUUCUCCGACUUCCAUGUUGAAGCGGCGCUGGAUGUCUGCAACGAGUUUCGGCUCCCCCACGCAGUCAUGUGGCCCCAAAUGCCGUGGUUGAUGAUGCCCCAGAAGUACAUUCCGGGUCAGCCUGGUAUGCAGCAGAGAUGUUUGACCAGCGAGCACGCAAGCAUUUAUGAUCGGUUGUUUGAAAUUACCUUUUUGCUUCGCUCAGCGCCAUUCUUUCUUCACUGGAUCUUCUGGACCAAGGCAAUGCGCCGAAAAGAGGGAGUUGCGCCUCGGCCAAAAGUUUCCAAGCCGGACUACCUUGUGUUUCUGAAUAACUUCUAUGGCAUGGAAACGCCUCGAGACACUCCACCUUUGGUUCAUCCUGUUGGUCCCAUCUUGGCCGACUCAUACCCUGCUCUCGAUGGAGACAUCAAGUCCUUUGUUGAGACCCAUCAAAAGAUCGCUCUAGUUGCGUUUGGUACACAUGUUAUUCUUGAUGACGGAAAGAUCUUCAAAAUCAUCAACGGUCUCGCUGAUGCCAUUUCCUCCGGCGUGAUCGAUGGUGUCGUCUGGGCACUCAGUGCUAGAAGCCGUGGCCGACUUGAUACCAGCAUUCGAGUCCCAUCGUCUCACCUCUCUCACUUGACUAUUGAUAAACUGUUCAAGAAUCAGGAUCAAUCGUGGCACUUUGCUACCUGGGUUCCGCAGCGUUCUGUCCUCGAACAUGAUUCUACAUCCAUAUUCGUCACACACGCUGGACCUUCAUCUGUCAAUGAAUCCAUCUUCCAUGGUGUCCCUAUGGUUGCAAUGGGGAUAUUCGGUGACCAAAUGGUCACCACACUGAGACUUGAACGAUCUGGCGUUGCAGUCCGUCUUGAGAAAGAAACUUUCGAUGCAGCUUCCUUGACAGCAGCCAUCAGAAACAUACUCUUGUUUGAAAAAGAGUCGUUUCAAAGAAACGUCAAGCGUAUGCAGAGAAUUGCCAUGGUUGGAUCACGGAAGAAGCAUUUUGCUGCCAAUCUAAUCGAGGAGCAUCUAUAUGAUUGGGACGGUAGAUUUGAGAAUUCCCUUCUGGAUCUCAAAGUAUCCACCAACAGUAAAGCGAAUCAUUCGCAAGCUUCCGAUCCAAGAGACGUGUAUCCACGAGGCAAAGAGCUGCGCCCAAUGCAUCUUCAGACACCUGAUGUGCGUAUGUCCUGGAUCAAGCUCAACAACAUCGACUUGACGGUUUUUCUUUUUGUCCUGUUGGGACUCGUUGCAUGGAUCACUCGAGCAGCUGUUAAUAUGGCGCGACUAUGA